UAUAAGGGCGGCCCAGAUCGAAGCAAAACUGGAGCCCAAGUAUAUAUAAAUAAGCCCCAAUAUGGAAGGAGUGACAUUGAGGUAAAAUUACAUAGCUUCUUCUCAGAUAAGGAAGGAACCCUAAAUCCAUCGAUUGCUGCUGUCUAUCGGACGGAGAUCAUAUGGCUGGUGGUGCCCGUUGCGGUGUCCGUUCAGGCGGAGGUUUGAGAUCGUCCGGAAGAAUUGGAGGAAAAUCCACCGGCCUAAGGUCAGGUCCCAGAUUAAGUACCAGUGAACAACAGGAUGACCUUGUGAGGAGAUAUCCUGGUGCAGCUUAUAUUGUUACUCGUCGAAGAUCAGAACCUACCGCUGGCGCUGGCGCUGUGGCUUCUGACGAAAAUUAUCCGUUUGAUUACUGCCAGACGCUUCUGGAUUACUACUAUGAUACAACACGCUUGUGUGGGAGCGACUAUACCGAUAGUGUAUCAUAUCGCAACGCUAUACUUAAUAUUUGUGGUAUUCAGGUGUCACCUGAUGAGUUAGACAAGAAGGCCUCUACUUCCACCAACGCUGCAGCUCAUCUUUGAAGAAAUGUCUCGCCCCAAUGCGUAUCUGGUAUAGACGGUUCAGUUAGAAAACAUGUGGAUGUUGUAUUGCUUUUGAGGGGAUCAAGGAUUUGUAUUGGUCAUCAGAUACCUGGAUCUAAAUUUUCUACAAGUCAGAUUAUGUAUCUUGUGUGAACUUUCCCCCUUGUCAUAUAUCCUGUACUGGUUUUAAGACAGUCUCUUAUCCAGGGUCCAUAACUCCGUAUGAAGUCUCUUGUGUGAACUUUCCAAUUGUGAUA
Messenger RNA from Rosa chinensis, 823 nucleotides. RefSeq lists its product as uncharacterized. The record is from RefSeq and is a predicted model, not a curated record. The transcript has 4 exons. The coding region runs from base 162 to 566 and encodes 134 amino acids. Lineage: Eukaryota; Viridiplantae; Streptophyta; Magnoliopsida; Rosales; Rosaceae.